This is a messenger RNA of Panicum hallii, 2339 nucleotides long. Its product is annotated as protein DA1-related 1-like. The record is from RefSeq and is a predicted model, not a curated record. The coding region runs from base 513 to 2018 and encodes 501 amino acids. Gene Ontology annotation, molecular function: ubiquitin binding. The transcript has 14 exons. NCBI's taxonomy places the organism in Eukaryota, Viridiplantae, Streptophyta, Magnoliopsida, Poales, Poaceae.
UCCGCCUCCCGCCCUGCCGUCCAUGUCACGCCUCGGCUCCUUCCUUUCGCUUCCGCCUCCUCCCUUGCCCCUUGUCCUCUUCCCACCUCCUCCGGAAUCUGGCAGCGCACCUACUUGUCGCCCGCCCCCUCGCUCGCUUUCUUUAUCCUGCGGGCGGGGGCGCGUGCGGCGGUGUUCUUUGUUCUUGGAUCAACGAAAAAGGAGAGGAAAAAAAACGAGCUUUCUAUCUGCGACCGGCGGUUAGCCUGUCGCUUGCUGGCUCACUCAAGCGGUUCAUCCGCGUCUUCUUGGUGUGUGGCCAAGCGCGAUUGCGGAACUCGAGCCUCUCGUUUGGGAGUUCCGGAUCACUUCGAGUCGCAGGGGUUCGGGGGAAAGGAUGGUCGCCAGUUAUCCUGGCUGGUUUUGAUAGAAUCGUCUGAAUUGUUGAGAACAUACCGGGUUUGUAGAUUUUCUUGGCAGUUUCAUCCUUAGACUAGGAUAGAGGAAUCUGACCAUCACAUAAGGUCAAGAUCAUGAGUUGGUUAAACAAAAUUUUCAAGGGUUCAGUAAAUAGAGUUUCAAGGGGUCACUAUGACGGAGACUGGCAUGAAGGCCAGUCAUCUGAUUACAACAGAGAUACUUAUGGUGACAGUGAUAAUGAAGAUAUAGAUCGUGCUAUUGCAUUAUCACUAGCAGAGGAAGAUCAACAUAAGGGAACAGCGGCUAUUGAUACUCACUAUAAUUUGGAGGAAGACGAACAACUUGCACGAGCACUGCAAGAGAGCCUGAAUGCCGAAUCUCCUCCUCGACAAAAUGUUCCUGAUGAGAACGUACCUCCUCGACGGAAUGUUCCUAUUGAGGAUGUGCCUCCUCGACAGUAUGUUCCAGCAAAGGAGCCACCUCCACAUGUUUACCCAGCAAGUGGAUUCAGGACUUGUGCUGGAUGCCAUAACCCAAUUGGCCAUGGCCGUUUCCUUAGUUGUAUGGGUUCAGUUUGGCAUCCCGAGUGCUUCAGAUGUUUUGCUUGCAACAAGCCCAUAUCCGAGUAUGAGUUUGCUAUGCACGACGAUCAGCCAUACCACAGAUCCUGCUACAAAGAGUUUUUUCAUCCAAAAUGCGAUGUUUGUGACAAUUUUAUUCCAACGAAUAGAGAUGGCCUCAUCGAAUACCGAGCACAUCCUUUCUGGAUGCAGAAGUACUGUCCUUCCCAUGAAGAUGAUGGCACUCCUAGGUGCUGCAGUUGUGAACGAAUGGAGCCUAGAGAGAUCAAGUACAUAACAUUAGAUGAUGGGAGGAAACUCUGCUUGGAAUGCCUCAAUUCUUCAAUAAUGGAUACUCCAGAAUGUCAACACCUUUACAUGGACAUUCAGGAAUUUUUUGAAGGUUUGAACAUGAAAGUAGAACAGCAAAUUCCAUUACUUUUGGUUGAGAGACAGGCUCUGAAUGAAGCAUUGGAAGCUGAGAAAAAUGGGCACCACCUGCCCGAAACCAGAGGUCUAUGUCUUUCUGAAGAGCAAAUUGUCAGAACGAUCUUAAAAAGGCCACAGAUUGGGCCAGGAAACAGAAUCCUAGAUAUGAUUACAGGACCAUACAAGCUGUCUCGGCGGUGUGAAGUGACUGCGAUCCUUAUAUUAUAUGGUCUACCAAGAUUACAAACUGGCUCCAUUCUUGCCCACGAGAUGAUGCAUGCAUAUCUUCGUCUCAAAGGAUUCCGAAAUCUUAGUAUUGAGGUUGAAGAGGGCAUCUGCCAAGUUCUGUCCCACCUGUGGCUAGAGUCAGAAAUCAUCGCCGGUUCCAGUAGCAAUGUCGCAUCCAGCUCAGCGGCAUCGUCAUCUUCAUCUUCAGCACCUACCUCUUCCAAAAAGGGCGCGAAGACCGAAUUCGAGAAGAAGCUGGGGGCAUUCAUCAAGAACCAGAUCGAAACGGAUUCGUCCGAGGCAUAUGGAGGUGGGUUCAGAGCUGGCUAUCCGGCUGUCGAGCGCUAUGGUUUGAGAAGGACCCUGGAUCACAUUAAGCUGACAGGGUCUUUCCCCUAUUGAAGUAACUGUAACUGAAGCAAAGAAGGCGACAUUCAACCUGCGGGGGUGCUGCAUAUUCUGGAACAUUUUGGUUUAAAACUGACAUACACAUACACACCACAGGAGAGAAAUAUGCUGUAAAUCAAGAGGAAAAAGAACGAUUUACUGGGGUAAUAUAAAAUGCAGAUGUUUUUUUUUUCCUGGAAGACAAUACAUGAGAGACUUCAGACAGAGAGGUUCUGCAGUCAUUUCUAAUUCUUAGUGGUCCCAAUGUUAUCAAAUAUCACAUUUUCAGAUCCAGGACAUAGUGCAAUUACCUAGUUAUUAAACAGUUCGUGUAAA